CUGGCGGUCUGACAGAUGAGGAUACGACCCGACCCGACCCAUCGUCAUGUAACUAUCUCAAAUUCCACGUGCAGAUCAUGCACCUUGCGCAAGUACAAAUUCCCCAUCGCUUCCGCAGGUGAAACAUUCGCAUCCAAACAGAGCUCAGGUAUGGCGGUUUCGGCUCUCGUCUUUGCUGGUUUGGUGGCUUCGAUUGUUGCGGAACUUCCCACCGGGUACAUCUUAACAGUGCAACCCAACUGUGGUAGUGACAGUAGCAGCGAAGCCUCCAUCGCCAUUCUCGCCGACUUUGACAUCGCUGCUAAGGCAGUGUGUCACAACGGAGGGUUCAGCUUCGAACGUAGAGACCCAGUCCACUACAGCCUGAAUUUGGUCUACCCAGGAUCACCUAGCCAAGACAAGUGCAUAUUUAAAAAAAAGCCAGGCAGCGAAAAGUUCGAGGUGACUGUGUUCGUGUCCUUUGGGACGUCGAGUGAGACAAUCCACAGAAAGGGGGAGAAGUACACAGUGACCUGUCCUAACAGCAACGACAGUAACUCCAACCAGAUCUCCAACGAUGGGUUGACCGCACAAGAGGAAAUUCACCCCGUAAAAAGAAAUAAAUCAAAGAUUACCUUGCACAUGACUGACGUAACGGGAACUGACUUGAGUGGACAGAAUGUACACCUGAAGAGUAUGGUGCUGCUGACGGCAACAAGUAAUGGUGCUGAACACGAACUUGGCAUCAAACCGGUCUCCUGUGAUGCCGUCUCCCUCGCCACCAGUAAGAAAUACACCAUCCUGAGAGCUGGAUGCGGGGACGGACAGGUAUUGCCCAAGACCCGGGGAUUUGUGACAUCAGGCCUCGUCACCCGAAGCCCUUACUUUGAAGUUUUCAGUAUUGAUGGAGAGGAAGAAAUGAAAUUUGAAUGCAAUUUUACCAUCUGUGCUCGCAAUUGUGACGGGAGUUCGUGUACAACCAGUAGGAAGAGAAGAGGGACUUUCUUUGGUGAGUAUUUAGCAGAUUACCAGAGCGACGUUGUGGCAUCCUCUGCUAUCGUUUCACGCAUCCCGAUAUUCGCGGUCAGUCGUCCAGAGCAAGCCCUGGGUCGGGUGGUCAUGGAGCGAUUUGUUGACCAUGGUCGGGGCAAUUUGUUGGUUGCUUUCUCAAUUCUGGGGUCUCUGGCGUUGCUGUCGGUCAUCCUAACUAUCACCAUAUGUGUACUUACUCUAAACAAAACACCAUUAAGACAUAAAUCAGUACCACCUGUUGAAUAAAUGCGAUGUAAGUUGUC
Haliotis rubra (blacklip abalone) is the source of this 1274-nucleotide messenger RNA. Its product is annotated as vitelline envelope sperm lysin receptor-like. The transcript is spliced from 10 exons. The coding region runs from base 16 to 1257 and encodes 413 amino acids. The record is from RefSeq and is a predicted model, not a curated record. NCBI's taxonomy places the organism in Eukaryota, Metazoa, Mollusca, Gastropoda, Lepetellida, Haliotidae.